Messenger RNA from Cuscuta europaea, 1517 nucleotides. The record is from the annotation of a GenBank genome assembly. NCBI's taxonomy places the organism in Eukaryota, Viridiplantae, Streptophyta, Magnoliopsida, Solanales, Convolvulaceae.
CAGAGUCUUGUCGAGAAUCAAAUCAAAUUCUUUAGAUGGUGCAAGGCAAGUAUGCUACGAAUGGUGUCAUUCCAAUGGUAUAGAAAAAAGGACUUCCAAAUGCGUAUAAUACGCACAUGAAUCUUCCAUUCGAUUGAUCCAGGCAAGAUAUGUUGCAAGAACGUGCUUGAAGGAUUCAUGUUUUAUUAGAAUACGACUCCGAGUAGACGAACAAAGCAUUACAGGAAAAGCCCGUUAUUCUGGCAUCAUUACACAUGGAUUUGUCCUGGAUGAGAAAGGGCUCAAGAUGAGUAAGUCUUUGGGCAAUGUUGUUGAUCCCAUAACUGUAAUUGAAGGAGGGAAAAACGAAAAGGAAGCACCACCCUAUGGUGCUGAUGUUUUGAGACUAUGGGUUUCAAGUGUUGAUUAUACCGCAGAUGUACUGAUGGGCCCUCAAGUCCUCCGUCAAAUGUCUGAAAUGUACCGGAAAUUGCGAGGAACUUGGCGGUUUCUCUUGGCAAAUCUCCAUGACUGGAAUUUCGGCUAUGAAGUUCCAUACCGUGACCUUCCAAUUAUUGAUCAGCAUGCACUAUUUCAGCUUUCCUCCAUUGUGAAAAGCAUCAAAGAAAGCUAUGACAAUUAUCAGUUUUAUAAGAUUUAUCAGAUUGUUCAACGCUUUGCCAUUGUUGAUCUCUCCAACUUUUACUUUGAUGUAGCAACAGAUCGACUUUAUGUUGGUGGGAGUAGUAGUUUUGCAAGAAGAAGUUGUCAAACUGUCAAACUCAUUUACUUUCAAUUACACGGAUAAUUGCUCCAAUUUUACCCCAUCUGGCUGAGGAUGUCUGGCAGCAUCUUCCUUUCCCGAUAAUACUGAAGAUGGAAAUGUUGCCAAGUUUGUCUUCGAGUCGGGCUGGCCAAUAACAAAUGAGAAACAUCUUUCCUUCCCAGUGGAAGACAUCGAUGUAUGGGCCAAAGUUCUAGAGCUGAGAACUGAAGUGAACAAAGCACUCGAAGUUGCACGUGCUGGGAAGUUGAUCGGUGCCAGUUUAGAGGCAAUGGUCUAUCUGCACACUUCGGAUACCACACUUGCUGUACGGUUAAAGGAAGCAGCACAUGAACCCAAAAAUGAUGCUGAUGCAUUGCAUCGGAUCUUUAUAACAUCCCAGGUGGAGGUCCUUUCAUCUAUGGAAGAUGAACAGAUUGAAGGAAUACCAUACACAGGAGAGUAUGUUAUUCAAGGAGGAAGUAAAGUCUGGAUUGGCGUCUCCCCGGCAAAGGGAGAGAAAUGUGAAAGAUGCUGGAACUAUUCACCUCAAUUAGGUUCCUUUGAUGAUCAUCCUUCACUUUGCAGCCGAUGUCAUGAUGUCGUCACCAAAUAGGCAUCUCCCUGUGCUGAGUACACGGCAGAGGAAGUUACACAAGCCCUAGUGCAAUGAACAUGAGUGAUAUGGGGAUUAUACUGUGCUUCACAACGAAGCCCUUUUGCAAUUUUUUACUCCGUAUUAUUUAGGAAGCAGAAACAAUCUUGUCCCAAUUUU